Talaromyces proteolyticus is the source of this 3375-nucleotide messenger RNA. Its product is annotated as hmg-CoA reductase. Lineage: Eukaryota; Fungi; Ascomycota; Eurotiomycetes; Eurotiales; Trichocomaceae. Gene Ontology annotation, molecular function: protein binding; hydroxymethylglutaryl-CoA reductase (NADPH) activity. The transcript is spliced from 4 exons. Gene Ontology annotation, cellular component: endoplasmic reticulum membrane; peroxisomal membrane. Gene Ontology annotation, biological process: coenzyme A metabolic process; isoprenoid biosynthetic process; ergosterol biosynthetic process. The coding region runs from base 1 to 3375 and encodes 1124 amino acids. The record is from RefSeq and is a predicted model, not a curated record.
AUGGCGUCGUGGAUUCCUCGGCGGUUUCGUGCCGCGACUCAAGACGAGGCCGCUGAAUCGAGCUGGUUGGGACGCCAGGUGACAGCUGUGCUCCAGGACCUCUCGCGUCGCGCAUGCGCUCAUCCGAUUCAUACCAUCGUUGGCAUUGCCCUGCUUGCUAGCACUACAUAUGUCGGCCUUCUCGAAGGUAGUAUUUUCGAUGCUUUCCGCAGUGCCGGAGAUGUUUCGGGACAAAUGGAUACCUCCGCCUUUCUCUACGGAAGUCGAACCCUUCGUCUUGGUGAAAAGACUGCCUGGCGGUGGCAGAGCCAAGAUGGGGUCAACUCGGUUUCCAGUGAUAUUGCUCAACACCUAGCUCUUACAACAUUCGUUUUCUCCGACGCUUCUACAGCUAACGCUCCUACCCUCGACGACUUUUCUAUUCCUGAAAAUGUGUCUGCAAUCCCCGUUCCGAACACACCAAAUGUCUUCUCCUCUUUCUCUCACGACUCUUCGGCCGCAUUCACAGUUCCAUAUGACAGCCUGCCAGACUUCCUCAAGGCCAUGCAAGAAAUUCCCGACCCAUCUACCGAGAACGAUGAGGGAGAGCAACGAAAGUGGAUCAUGAAGGCUUCUCGCGGACAGAGAUCUCACCGCGCCGUGAGGGUCUGGCUGGCAGAUGCUUGGAGUUCUUUCGUGGACCUCAUCAAGCAUGCCGAGACCAUUGAUAUCGCCAUCAUGACCUUAGGCUAUCUCUCAAUGCACUUGACGUUUGUCUCGCUCUUUUUGUCCAUGAGACGCAUGGGCUCACAGUUCUGGUUGGCGACAUCGGUCCUUCUCUCAAGCGUGUUUGCUUUCUUGUUUGGGCUCUUAGUCACUACAAAGCUAGGCGUUCCCAUCAACAUGUUACUACUUUCUGAGGGUCUUCCAUUCCUCGUCGUGACGGUUGGCUUCGAGAAGUCCAUACUCCUGACUAAGGCUGUUCUUUCGGCGUCUCUCAAUGCUAAAACUGGUGCGAACAGCCGUGGACACUCGACAAAAUCGAUCCAAGACUCUAUUGAACUGGCUAUCAAGGAAGAAGGUUCCGGUAUUGUUCGGGACUACCUCAUCGAGAUUGCGAUCUUGGUGAUCGGUGCAGCUUCUGGAGUUCAAGGUGGUCUACGCCAAUUCUGCUUUCUUGCGGCUUGGAUAUUGUUCUUCGACUGUGUUCUUCUCUUCACUUUCUACACUACGAUCCUUUGCAUCAAACUGGAAAUCAACCGCAUUAAACGACACGUCGCUCUGCGCAAGGCCUUGGAAGAGGAUGGUGUCUCUCGGCACGUUGCUGAGAAUGUGGCAUCGAGCAAUGAUUGGCCACAGGCGGACCCUAAUAGUAGCAAGAAUGGCGCCGCCGGAAUUAUCUUUGGAAAGAAAAACCAGGCCGGAAGCAUAUCCAAGUUCAAGUUGCUUAUGGUCGGUGGCUUUGCUUUAGUGAAUGUGAUCAACCUCGGCUCAAUCCCUUUCCGACACCCUGAACAAGAAGAAAACCUACCUGUCUUAUCGCGCCUGUCCAACGUCUUGGCCUCUGCUCCUAUUGACCCUUUCAAGGUGGCCGACAAUGGCUUGGACUCAGUCUACGUAUCCGCAAAGAGUAACAAGUUAGAGACCCUCGUCACUGUCCUUCCACCUAUCAAAUAUAGACGCGAUUACCCCUCGGCUCAUUAUGCACGCUCCGACUAUAAUGGAGGACUGGGUAUUGAGUACUCCGGACAGUUCAUCGACGCUAUUGGAGGAACUGUAUUGGAAAGCCUUUUGAAGAGCGUUGAGGACCCUGUGAUUAGCAAGUGGAUUAUUGCAGCCCUGACUCUCAGCAUCGUUUUGAACGGAUACUUAUUCAACGCUGCAAGAUGGAGUAUCAAAGAGCCUGAAGUACCGGCUCCUGCCACUCCGACGGUGGUUGAAACUCCAAGAGUACAGGUGGAUUACAAACAUGAUGGUGUUCAGAGGACCAAGGAAGAAGCUGAGGCGAUGAUGAAAGAAAAGAAAGCUUCUCUUUUGAACGACGAAGAACUCAUUGAGUUAUCUCUCAAGGGUAAGAUCCCUGGCUAUGCUCUCGAAAAGACGAUGGAAGACCAGCCUAUCAUGAGUCGCCGAGACGCGUUCACUCGAGCUGUCAAGAUUCGCCGAGCUACCGUUUCACGAACCCCUAUAACUUCGGCUAUCACCAGCGGUCUAGAGUCAUCUUUGGUACCGUAUAAGGACUACAAUUAUACACUUGUUCACGGCGCCUGCUGUGAGAAUGUCAUUGGUUAUCUUCCGUUGCCCCUUGGUGUUGCCGGACCGCUAGUUAUCGAUGGACAGAGCUACUUCAUUCCUAUGGCCACUACUGAGGGCGUACUUGUCGCUAGCACUAGUCGUGGUUGCAAGGCCAUCAACUCCGGUGGUGGUGCGGUUACUGUGGUACAUAGUGACGGUAUGACACGUGGACCUUGCGUUUCCUUCCCGACCCUCAUUCGUGCCGCCGAGGCAAAGGCCUGGCUGGACUCUGAAGAAGGCAUGAACACGAUGAGAACUGCAUUCAACUCGACUAGUCGCUUUGCCCGUCUACAAACCCUGAAGACGGCUCUGGCUGGCACUUACCUCUACAUUCGAUUUAAGACAACGACAGGUGAUGCUAUGGGCAUGAACAUGAUUUCUAAAGGCGUGGAAAAGGCACUCGCGGUGAUGAGUACCGAAUGCGGGUUUGAAGAUAUGUCAACUAUUUCUCUGUCAGCAAAUUACUGCACAGACAAAAAACCAGCAGCAAUUAAUUGGAUUGAUGGACGUGGCAAGUCCGUCGUUGCCGAGGCUAUCAUUCCCGGAGCUGUUGUGAAGUCUGUCUUGAAGAGUGAUGUCGAUGCCAUGGUGGAACUCAAUAUCAGCAAGAACCUUAUCGGAAGUGCGAUGGCAGGAAGUAUUGGUGGAUUUAACGCCCAUGCAUCCAAUAUCUUGACCGCCAUCUUUUUGGCCACUGGCCAAGAUCCCGCUCAGAAUGUGGAGAGUAGCAACUGUAUCACCAUUAUGAAGAACCAAAACGGAAAUCUCCAUAUCUCAGUGUCGAUGCCCUCUAUCGAAGUGGGCACGCUUGGAGGGGGCACUAUCUUGGAAGCGCAGUCCGCAAUGCUGGAGAUGCUUGGUGUCAAGGGUGCCCACCCUACGAACCCCGGUGAGAACGCACGUCAACUGGCGCGUAUCGUAGGCGCUUCUGUCCUCGCUGGUGAGCUCAGUCUUUGUGCUGCUCUUGCCGCUGGCCAUCUGGUCAAAGCACAUAUGGCACACAACCGCAGUGCUGGACCAACACGGUCAUCAACACCUGUUUCUGCAGCCGUGAGUGCUGCCCGCAGUAAUGGAAAGCUCUCAAUGACGCCUUCCAAAUGA